Messenger RNA from Monopterus albus (swamp eel), 2163 nucleotides. RefSeq names its product protein Tob1-like. Gene Ontology annotation, cellular component: nucleus; cytoplasm. Gene Ontology annotation, molecular function: transcription corepressor activity. Gene Ontology annotation, biological process: regulation of gene expression. The coding region runs from base 412 to 1398 and encodes 328 amino acids. Lineage: Eukaryota; Metazoa; Chordata; Actinopteri; Synbranchiformes; Synbranchidae. The transcript is spliced from 2 exons. The record is from RefSeq and is a predicted model, not a curated record.
ACAAACCAGCCCAAGUUUUAAAGGGCAGAGUUGUGAGAGCUCCCAGGUUGUGGGAGUUACAUUGGCGUCUUGCGAGUCGGAAUUUAACCAUAGCCCACAGAAGCAAGAUUGCCUGGAGCACCGCAGUAACACAACAACAACAUCAACAACAACAACAGCAACAUCACUUUGUAUCUCCUUUAGAAAGCUACAACAGAGGCCGUAUAAGUGUGACGUUUGCUGGCACGGACUUUGAUUAUUACAACAAGGAUCUGCUGUGAAUUUCCGUGAUCUUGAUCCUAAUCCUGCUACAGGAAGUAUAUUUUGGCAGCAAGCACUGUUUUUCACCACACUGAUCACUGCUACCUUGGAGGUUUUUGCAACAAAGCAAAUCAGUGACGGAAAAGAAUCACCCCUGCCACUGAACCAGCUAUGCAGCUUGAAAUUCAAGUAGCACUCAACUUUAUUAUUUCCUAUUUAUACAACAAGCUCCCACGACGACGUGUCAAUAUCUUUGGCGAAGAGCUGGAGAGGCAGCUGAAGAAAAAAUAUGAAGGCCACUGGUAUCCAGAUAAGCCAUACAAAGGGUCAGGGUUCAGGUGUAUCCAUGUAGGGGAGAAGGUGGACCCUGUGGUGGAGCAGGCAGCCAAAGAGAGUGGGCUGGACAUUGAAGAUGUUCGAAAUAAUCUCCCUCAGGACCUUAGCGUGUGGAUCGACCCAUUUGAGGUUUCCUACCAGAUUGGAGAGAAGGGACCAGUCAAGGUGCUAUAUGUGGAUGAUAACAACGAGAACGGGUCAGAGCUGGACAAAGAGAUAAAGAACAGCUUUAAUCCUGAGGCCCAGGUCUUCAUGCCAAUCAGCGACCCUGUCGGGGCAUCCUCAGAGUCCAGCUCCCCGUCACCUCCUUUUGGGCAGUCUGCUGCCGUGAGUCCCUCCUUCAUGCCACGCUCCACCCAGCCCUUAACCUUCACCACUGCCACCUUCGCUGCCACAAAAUUCGGUUCCACUAAGAUGAAGAGCAGUGGCCGUGGUAACAGCGGCAGUAGUGGCAAGGUGGCCCGCACCUCCCCUACCAAUAACCUGGGUCUGAAUGUCAACAGCCUGCUGAAGCAGAAAGCCAUCUCCACCUCCAUGCACUCACUGUACGGACUGGGCCUGGGGCAGCAGCAGAAGGCCUCUGCUCUUUCCCCGAACGCCAAGGAGUUUGUGUUCCCCAGCCUCCAGGGCCAGGCCAGCCCUGGAGCUGUGUUUCCUGGAGAGGGCUCCUUAGGGCUUGGCCCUCUGCAGUACAACAAUGCCUUUGACAUGUUUGCGGCCUACGGAAGCCUCAACGACAAGUCCCUUAUGGAUGGUCUCAACUUCAGUCUGAGCAACAUGCAGUAUAGUAACCAGCAAUUCCAGCCAGUCAUGGCUAACUAAACUCAUCACCAAGAUGUUAUUUAUGAAUGAUGGUGGCUCAAGGAGAAGGAAAAACAAAACGCACACUUAAACUGGUCUUUCAAGGAUUGGUGUCUAGUCAGUCAAGCGCAUGUGCCCAAGGGUGCUUUUACUGUGCCCCCUUGAGUUUGUUUCUACUGAAAAGCUUGUUGUACAAACACAUCCAAGCUUGGUUACAUCAAUUCAACAUGCAUCAUUGUUUUUCUUUUCCCUUUUUGCCAACCAAGCACAGCUUUUUUUUUUUUUUUUUUUUAAUUUUAACUAUGUUGAGAAAAUACUCCAAAAAAAGCUUGAAGUUUUGGCCUCUUACAGUAUUUUACAGGUGGUAAGGCAAGGCUGAUUUUUAUGAAUUGGCACUACUAAGUGGGGUUACUUGGUCUUUUUCUAAUUGUAUAAUUUAAUUUAGUACAGAGUUUGUAAGAUAUCAGAGUAUAUAUUGUUUCUAUGACAUGGUGUUGCAUUUAUAUCUUUUUACUACUCCAGUGAUCUGUGAUGGCUGCAGCAGCUUUUCCUUUUUCCUUUUUUAAGAUAAUUAUUAAAGAAAUCCAUCUUUUAAAAAUGCAUCAAAUUCUAAAGAUUGUGUACAGAGUAUUCCUUAGUGGUGGAAUUCCAAGUGUAGGAUAUAUUUGCUUUUUCUGAAAGAAUUAUUUUCUGUUAAGAGGUUAAAGAUUUUGCUAUAUGGACAAUGUAAUCGUAUGAAUAUUAAUUUUGUACCUACAUUGUGCAAUACUUGAUAAAAAAAAAAGG